GCCCCACUAACUAUUGACUGUCGGAUUCCCUACCCGUCGGCGACAAUCCGCUGCCCCCAAUCUGCCUGGUAGGUCUCGCACCUCCGGUCAUGGCUGCCGAAGCUGGCCCAAUCUCCAAGGUCCUCAUCGUCAUAGCAAUGCAGAAGGAGGCGACGCCGCUCGUCCACAAGUUCAAUCUCGUCGAGGCGCCCGCCCACCAAUCCACUUUUCCUAAAGGUGCCCCAUGGGUUUGGUACCAUGGCAGCUACAAAGGCCUCCACAUUGACCUUGUAUUGCCUGGAAUGGAUGCUGUUCUUGGAGUCGACAGUGUUGGUACAGUACCAGUAGCUGUUGUGACUAGUUUCUCCAUUCAAACAUUGAAGCCAGACCUUAUCAUUAAUGCGGGCACUGCUGGUGGCUUCAAGGCCAAAGGAGCAAGCAUUACUGAUGUAUUCCUUGCAUCAGAUGUUGCAUUCCAUGACAGGAGGAUACCAAUACCUAUUUUUGACAUGUAUGGAACUGGAGCACGCAAAACUUUUGCAGCUCCUAAUAUCUUGAAGGAGCUCAAUUUGAAGGUUGGCAAGUUGUCGACUGGGGAUUCUCUGGAUAUGUGUCCCCAGGAUAAGGAGUUGAUACUGCGCAAUGAUGCUACAAUAAAGGACAUGGAGGGAGCUGCUGUAGCAUAUGUCGCUGACAUGUUCUCGACACCAGCGAUCUUUGUGAAAGCUGUGACUGAUAUCGUGGAUGGGGUGAAGCCAACGUAUGAGGAGUUUCUGCAGAACCUGAUUGCCGUGACGACGGCACUGGAGCUGGCAGUCACCAAAGUGGUGGAUUUCAUCAGCGGGAAACGCAUCUCCGAUCUUUGAAAGCUCGUGGUCACGAAAUCCAACAUCCCCCUGCUCUGAUGCACGAUGCUAGGCUAGGAUACAAUACAACGUUGGGUCAAUGAUUUUUUUUGGAGGUGUUCUAUACGUGAGGUUUUACCCCUUUUGCAAUGGCUCUUGAUCUAUUCCUGAAUACCGACCAGAGCAGUUGUCUCUUGCUAAACAGAAGGAAUGUAAAGUGAGCAAACAUGCCAUUGAUCGUUGCGACCAAACUAACAAUGUCUGUGCGCUGCUAAGGCACGCAUCGGCGACUAUUCUAGAGACGAUUC
Messenger RNA from Zea mays, 1132 nucleotides. Its product is annotated as MTA/SAH nucleosidase. Gene Ontology annotation, biological process: nucleoside metabolic process. NCBI's taxonomy places the organism in Eukaryota, Viridiplantae, Streptophyta, Magnoliopsida, Poales, Poaceae. The record is from RefSeq and is marked provisional. Gene Ontology annotation, molecular function: methylthioadenosine nucleosidase activity. Bases 90 to 845 code for a protein of 251 amino acids. The transcript has 8 exons.